AUGACACAAAGCUUUCAUUCAAUGCCAAAUUUUUCAAAAACUUACUUAUAUGUUAUCCCUAAAAAUUUAUACCAAGAAUUUUGUAACGCUUUUGCGUUUUUUAUAAUGGUUAAGGCCUGUAAUCCAAGUAUGAAUUGGCAAGAUUUAAUGGAUACAGCAAAUACAGAAUGGCGACUAUGUCGAACUGAAUCAGAAACAACUAUUAGAGACCAAAUCAAACAAUAUCUUGCAGCAAGUCCGCCUAUUAUACGAACGGCAAACUUUUUUCUACCACCUGGUUCAUAUAGUUCUAAAUCAUCAAAUUCUUUAAAUACAAACUCAAAUUCUGCAAUUUCUUCAUUGCCUUCAGCUAAUGAAGAACAUAUUCUUGCUCCUAAUGCGUCGUCUCAACGUCAAGCUUUAACCCUAAUUAAAGAAACUGGAACUAAAGUAAAUGAAUACGAAAAUCUAUUGCUAAAUACUAAUGACAUAGAUCUUAGGCGUCAGAUAUAUGAGAAGUUAAAGGAUAAUCGUGCUAUUAUUGAAAAGGAAAAAACGUCUCAAGAAAAAAAAAGAAAACAACUUAACGAAGGUAUUGCAGUAAUAUAUGAUACUAGUGGACGCCCAUCCGAAUUUCAAAAAAAUCCCAAAUUGCUUGAUCAAAUACAUGAUUGUGUUGAAUUUGGUGUAGCGGAAAAAAAAAGAAGAAAGACUGUGAUUAAAGUUCGCACAAUCAGACACUUAAAGGAAGCAUUACAAGAAAAGUAUAAUGUUUACCUUACACGACAAACUCUUUCAACAUAUCUUUUACCCCGACAUCCCAAUUCACGUCAAGCAAAGCACCACCAUUAUCCUGCACAAAUUAAAGUAAGUGCUGUUUCUCGUUCUGAAAUGAAGUUUCAUGUGGAUGAACACUACUGUCUCGCGUCGGUUAAAAUGGUUAGAGAGUUUGCUGUAACUUUUGCUAACUAUAGCCUUAUCAUCUUGCAAGAUGAUAAGGCUAAAGUUGGCUUAGGUGUGCCAGCAGUCGUUUAUCUUAUUAUCAACCCUGAAAACACAAAUGAAACAUUACGUCAAGGUCAAUUAUCCAUUUAUGUUCGACCAGAGUAUUUUGUAGGAACUUCAUCUUUAUCUCAUAUGAGAGAUUUAAUUGAGAUUUCAAAAUGUGAUGAUUUUGCGCCGAUGUUGAAAUAUAGUGACCAUCUUAAGUCUAUUUGGUUCUUGUUAGUUGAUGGGGGGCCAGACGAAAACCCAAAACAUUUGAAAAAUAUUGUUGAAUAUUGUCGUCUUUUUCGUGAGCUUGAUCUUGAUUAUCUUUCUGUUAGAACGCAUGCUCCUUAUCAGUCAGCUUACAAUCUAGUAGAACGCAGUAUGUGUACACUUUCUAAAAAGCUAGCUGGAAUUGAGCUUCCAAUUAAUAAGUUUGGAUCUCAUCUUAACAGCCAAGGUGUAGUUGUAGAUGAAGACUUGGCAAAGUGCAACUUUGAAUUUUCUGGUCAAAGUUUGUGUGAAAUUUGGAAGCGUGAUAAUAUUCAUGGAAGACAAGUGCAUGCCAAUUACAUUGAUUAUGAUGAAGAUCCUUUUCAUAAUAAAGGAAAAGAGCCUACCACGUGGUUGUGGAUAGAACGUCAUGCUCAGCUAUGCCGCUACUCUCUGGAUGUGCGAAAAUGCCCUGAUCGAAAUUGCUGUAGUGAUGUUUAUGCCAAAGAAGCAAUUGAUCUAUUGAAGGAAAAUGGUGGGUUUCUCCCACCAUUAACAAAAGGAAAAGAUAACUGCUUUUUAAAUCCAAUCCACGUUUUGCAAUAUAUAGACAAGACAAAAUUGUCUAAAUAUGAUGAAGAGUGUCCUUCACUAUCAUCACAAGCACAUCAAAGACUUUGCUGCAAUAUAUGCAGUAAAUAUUUUCCUACCGCGAAGAUGAUUACAAAACACAAACAAGUAAUUCAUGCAAAAAAACCACUCCAAAAAAAUGAAAAUCAAACCUCUAUAUCUGAUCUUGAACUUCCUAUUGUGCUAAUUGAACAUGUUGAACUGCCUUACUUAUCUACAGAAGAGGUUAUCGAAUCUUUAGAAUAUCUUGACAAUGACAACCAUCAAAUUCAAUUAAGUAAUUCAACUUUUAUGGAAGAUUUUUCCAACCUACCCUCUAUUCGUUCGUCAUGCCAGUCAUCUGAAGUUUUUGAUUUACGAGAGGUGCUUUCCGACGUUGAAUAA
Molecule: messenger RNA, 2193 nt
Organism: Scutellospora calospora
Lineage: Eukaryota; Fungi; Glomeromycota; Glomeromycetes; Diversisporales; Gigasporaceae
Source: the annotation of a GenBank genome assembly